AAAGGCACCGACCUUUCCCCUUCUAUACUCGAAAAAAGUCAAUUGCAAAAUAGAGACAGAAAAUCGGCCAUGGAUGCUUCGGGUAGCUUGAAGUGCGUGAUUGUAGCAGUGGAUGGAAGCGAAGCGAGCAUGGAAGCUCUGAGAUGGGCUCUCGACAAUCUCAAGCUCUCUCCGUCUUCGCCCGAUUCCUCCUUCGUCGUCCUCCAUGUCCAGUCUCCGCCGUCCAUCGCCGCCGGUUUGAAUCCCGGCACCAUACCUUUCGGUGGACCCAGUGGUCUCGAGGUUCCUGCUUUCGCCGCUGCGAUUGAGGCUCACCAGAAGCGGAUCACUGAUGCGAUCCUGAAACACGCUCUUCAAAUCUGUUCUGACAAAUCCGUGAAUGUGAAAACCAUAGUGAUUGUCGGGGAUCCCAAGGAGAAGAUCUGCGAAGCUGUGGAGAAUCUGCAUGCUGAUUUACUCGUCAUGGGUUGUCGGGCCAUUGGACCUAUUAAAAGGAUGUUUCUGGGAAGUGUAAGCAACUACUGCACCAACCACGCUCGAUGUCCCGUCAUCAUCGCUAAAUCCAAAGACGAUGCUUCUUCAGCGUAAACAGCCCAAGCUUGGUUGUAAAAAGCGCGAGGCCCACUGAGGCGGUAAAAGAUCCUAAAAUCCGAGGCGAGAGGCGCACCUAUUGCAAAUAAAAGAUAUAUAAUUGUUUGUAUAACAAAACAAGUAGGGUAUCCGUUUUUAAAAAAUUGAGUUACCAGGAUUUGGAUUUGGAUUCAUGAAUUCGGAUUCGAACGAAAAUGAAUACUCUAAAAUCGGGUAUCGACGGAUAUAAUUUUGCCAGCCAUAGUGAGAAAAUGUUAUCUUCUAACACCA
Molecule: messenger RNA, 861 nt
Organism: Tarenaya hassleriana
Lineage: Eukaryota; Viridiplantae; Streptophyta; Magnoliopsida; Brassicales; Cleomaceae
Product: universal stress protein PHOS34
Exons: 5
Coding region: 70-588 (172 amino acids)
Source: RefSeq, a predicted model, not a curated record